UCCUUAUGCCCCAAAAUGAUGUCUAAAGCUAGGAAUAAUGUGGAGGAGCAAGCUGCUAUUCAUAUUCUGAGCGCAGACCAACCUGUCUUUUGCUUAGACAAGGGCAAAGCAGUGGCAUCUAUAGUGCUAGAUACUGAAACGGUGGAGACUAAUAAAAAGAGAGUUGCAGACAACCAUUUGGUGCCUGGUAACGAGAUUGAAGGGUAUCCUCAGGACACGGGGAGGAUUACAUCUAAGAACAAAUUUGCGGACCUGAGUCUAGAGGCAGGUGAAAUCAUCAUGGACUUGGCCGUUGAAUCUCAACCUAGUACCUCAAUCUGCAAUGAGGUGACUAAG
Molecule: messenger RNA, 336 nt
Organism: Ilex paraguariensis (yerba mate)
Lineage: Eukaryota; Viridiplantae; Streptophyta; Magnoliopsida; Aquifoliales; Aquifoliaceae
Source: the annotation of a GenBank genome assembly